Acanthosepion pharaonis is the source of this 1509-nucleotide messenger RNA. NCBI's taxonomy places the organism in Eukaryota, Metazoa, Mollusca, Cephalopoda, Sepiida, Sepiidae. The record is from the annotation of a GenBank genome assembly.
AUGUUAAUUUAUUUCUUACUGUUUUUAUAUUUUUCUAUCUUUCAUUCUUUCUUCCUUUUUCUUUCUUUCUUUCUGUCUUGCUUUUUCUUUCUUUCUUUCUUUCUUUCUUUCUUUCUUUCUUUCUUUCUUUCUUUCUUUCUUACCAUCAUUUUCUCCUUUCUUCAGCGAAUUUUAAUUUAUUUGUUACUGUUUUUAUAUUUUUCUUUCUUUCAUUCUUUCUUUAUUUCCUUUUCUGUCUUUCAUUCUGUCUUUCUUUUUCUUUCUUUCUUUUCUUUCUUUAUUUCUUUCUUUCUUCAUUUUUUCUUUCUUUUUCUUUCUUUCUUUCUUACCAUUAUUAUCUCCUUUCUUCCGCGAAUUUCAAUUUAUUUCUUACUGUUUUUAUAUUUUUCUUUCUUUCAUUCUUUCUUUAUUGAUUUCUUUCUUUCUUUCUUUCUUUCAUUCUUUUUCUUUCUUUCUUUCUACCAUUUUCCUAUCCAGCCUAUUUACAUCUUUCUUUUUUAUCUAUCUAUCUAUCUAUCUCAGUCUGUUCAUAUCUCCUAUUUACAUCUAUCUUUCUAUCUAUCUAUCUAUCUAUCUAUCUAUCUAUCUAUCUAUCUAUCUAUCUCAUCCUGUUCAUAUCUAUCUAUCUACCUAUUUCAUAUCUAUCUCAUCUAUCUGUUCUAUAUCUAUCUGUCUGCAUUUUGCCCUUUAUUUCAUUCUUUCGGCUUUAUCUUUCUUUCAUUAUUUAUUUCUUUUAUCUAUCUAUCUAUCUAUCUAUCUAUCUGCAUAUUUCUCCCUCAGGAUAUAUCUAUCUUUCUUUCUUUCUUUUAUCUAUCUUUCUGUUUUAUCAUUCAGCCUGAUUUAUUUCGUUUUAUCUAUCUAUCUAUCUAUCUAUCUAUCUAUCUAUCUGCAUUUCUUUCUUUCAUUCAGGAUAUAUCUUUCUUUACAUUAUUUAUUUCGUUUUAUCUAUCUAUCUAUCUCAGCCUGUUCAUAUCUAUCUAUCUAUCUGUCUGUAUUUCUCUAUCUCAGGAUCUAUCUAUCCUAUCUUUCUUUUUUAUCUACCUAUCUAUCUAUCUGUUCAUAUCUAUCUCAUCUGAUCUAUCUAUCUUUCUUUCUUCCUUUUUAUAUAUCUAUCUAUCUAUCUAUCUAUCUAACUUAGUCUUCUAUUUACAUCUAUCUAUCUAUCUAUCUAUCUAUCUAUCUAUCUAUCUAUUUAUCUAUCUAUCUAUCUAUCUAUCUAUCUAUCUAUCUAUCUAUCUAAGGCUACCCUUUUUACAUCUAUCUAUCUAUCUAUCUAUCUAUCUAUCUAUCUAUCUAUCUAUCUAUCUAAGCCCAUUAUUAUUUAUGUAUAAUUAUAUAUUUCCCUAUUUUCUAUUCUUUAUCUAUCUAUCUAUCUAUCUAUCUAUUCUAUCUAUCUAUCUAUCUAUCUAUCUAUUAUCUAUCUAUCUAUCUAUCUAUAUCUAUUAUCUAUCUAUAUCUAUUUAUCUAUUUAUCUAUCUAUCUAUCUAUCUAUCUAUGACAAUCUUUUAA